Penicillium salamii is the source of this 2208-nucleotide messenger RNA. The record is from the annotation of a GenBank genome assembly. Lineage: Eukaryota; Fungi; Ascomycota; Eurotiomycetes; Eurotiales; Aspergillaceae.
AUGAACUCAUUGUCGCGAGUUGGUUUGCCUAGACGAUGCGCCCAGCUCACACCUAUAUACACCCUCGUUCAAACCCUCUGUCCUCGCUCGAUACAGCAUUUGCGAUUCAAUUCAACCAUGGCGAAUACCUCCGACACCCCACCCAGCCUGGUGGAAUUUAAGGGGACCCAAUACCAAGCGGUGAAAGAAGGACUGGCUACUAUUCUAAACCCUCCUACACAAGCGGCUGCCUCGAAAGGCACCAAGAAAAACCUGAAAGAAGACGACCAAGUCCAAUCCGUGUUUUACAACCCAAUUCAACAAUUCAAUCGCGACCUGAGCGUUCUGGCCAUUCGCGCAUAUGGCGAACAUCUGCUGGACUACAAGAAACAGAAAGCGGACCUUAAAUUGAAGAGACAGGCUGGCAACGGGGAAAAGAAGCGGAAGCGCGAGGACGAUCAAACCGAAAACCCGAGACCUGCCCCAAAGGCAGAUGACAACGCUUCUUCGGAAUCAAACCAGACACAGCUUCUCCCAGAGCAGCCUCUCUCUGCAGAGAAAUCGGCUGCCCCCGUUCCACCACCCGCCCCUCAAUUCGCUAUUCUAGACGCCCUCUCCGCAACGGGAUUGCGCGCACUCCGCUAUGCCUCCGAAAUCCCAUUUGCUACCAAGGUGGUGGGCAACGACUUGUCCGAGUCUGCAAUCAAGUCAAUGAAGAACAACAUCGAAUACAACGAUCUUCAAACCAUUCAGCCCAACUUGGGAGAUGCGAGAGUCUACAUGUAUGAGAACGCAAGCAAAUUCGACGUAAUUGAUUUGGAUCCCUACGGUACAGCGUCUCCUUUCCUGGAUGCUGCCAUCCAGGCUGCUAAAGACGGUGGCUUGCUGUGUGUCACCUGUACCGAUGCAGGCGUCUGGGCCUCCACCGGCUACUCAGAGAAGGCCUUCUCGUUAUAUGGCGGCAUUCCUCUCAAGGGAAACCACUCCCACGAGAGUGGAUUGAGAUUGAUUCUGAACUCUCUUGCGAUGUCUGCAUCCAAAUAUGGAAUUGCUAUUGAGCCCUUGCUGUCGCUUUCAAUCGACUUCUACGCCCGUGUCUUUGUUCGAGUCCAUAGGUCCCCUGCACAGGUCAAGUUCAAUGCUGGCAAUACUAUGCUUGUUUACAGCUGCGACGCUGGCUGCGGCGCCUGGACAACCCAGUACAUUGGCUCUACUAAGAGCAAGACCGAUAAGAAUGGAAGGCCUAUCUACCACCACGGCAUCAACAAGGGUCCCUCGUCUGGUCCUCAGUGUGAGCACUGCGGCACCAAGACUCACAUCGCAGGGCCUAUGUGGGGUGGCCCACUGCACAACCCUCACUUCGUACAGAAAAUCUUGGCUAUGCUCCCCGGAGCUGAUCAGGAAACAUAUCAGACGUGUCCCCGCAUCGAGGGCAUGCUGACUACCGCCCUAGAGGAAGAUCUAGAUCUGACAUCUAAAGCGGACGCAUCCAAGCCAACAGAUGCCACAGAGAAGGAGACCCAGACAGAGACAAAGAACCAACAAAACCCUGACUAUCCCGCGAUCGUCCCUCGAAUGGACGUUGCCCUUCGAGAACCAUACCCCUUCUAUUUCUCACUCAGUGCGGCUGCCAAGGUUCUUCACACCACCACCAUUCCCAUUGAUGAGUUCCGUGGAGCCCUCAGCAAUCUCGGAUAUCGUUCCACUCGCUCUCACACGAAACCAAACUCCGUUCGCACCGAUGCUCCCUGGGAAGUAAUUUGGGAGGUGAUGCGCGAAUGGGUGCGACAAAAAUCGCCCAUCAAGGAGUCUUCCUUGAAACCCGGAACUCCUGGCGCCGUGAUUAUGGCCAAGAGCCGUGACAACUUGCGCAAAUUGGACGACCAAGAUCAAUGGCUCUCCCUCUUGAAGCAGGAUUUGCUCUCUGCUGUCGACGGUGGUAGAGAUGUGACUGACUUGGUCACCAAGGUUGAGGCAGCCCUUUACCGCUCUGGGUCGCGCAACUCACAGCGUGCGACUUCGACUUCCCAGCGCGAAGAAACUGCGCAGCCUUCGGCUGAACAAUCUGCUGCCCCAGCCAAGCGAACUCACCCCAGUGCCCUGGAGGUGGUCUUUGAUGCCGAGCUUGGCCGUGCGGUCUCUGCCACGCAUACGACAAAGCGUCUCAUGCGCUACCAGCUUAACCCCCGUCCUAAUUGGGGCCCCCUCAACCGCGCGGGUCGUUCCUGA